This is a messenger RNA of Chilo suppressalis (striped riceborer), 6051 nucleotides long. The record is from the annotation of a GenBank genome assembly. NCBI's taxonomy places the organism in Eukaryota, Metazoa, Arthropoda, Insecta, Lepidoptera, Crambidae.
CAAGCGCGCGUGCUCCGAAAGCGCCCGAGGACUUACGAUCGUUUCACUCCGAACCAUAACGAAGUUCGACGAUCGCGACCACCCUCCGACGACGCGUGCUGGCCGCUGGCAGUCGCAGCGAGGCCGCCGGGGCGUUGGAGCGGUUUACAGUGCGCCCAGUGCUCGGUUAUGUAACUCAAAAAAACUUAUCUACCUAUUAACAUAAACAAAUUAACCGCCGCUUGCGCUCCGCAUCACAGGAACACCAUACGCAAGCAAGCGGUGUCGUAUCGAAUUAAAACUAUCAGCGUUCUAUGUGCAGAAGUGAUGUGUACGCCUAUCCUCGCGGCAAUACGACGGCGAAACAGGAUUGCAAUAUAUGAAGACGAAAACGUAAUAAGAUAUGUGAUUGAAGAAUAACCAUUUAAAGUGUUCAUUCGAAAUUUUUAAUAUAAUAGAAAACAAAGUUCAUAAAUAAGUAAUAUACACCCGUGUGAUAUUAAAGUAAUAACAACAUGACUUAAUUAAUUACGAACUUUAAAAUUAAACAAAUCCAGAUGUGAUAGAAAGAGGAAAGUUUUGAAAGUAUCUAGUGGGUGGUUGGAAAAGGAGCUUCGGAGACACGUGAUGAGGUGACGCACGCGCGCCGGCCGCUGACGCCGCUCCUCGCCAAUGAUGGUGGAGACGCACCGCGCGCCGCCGCCCCGAUGUGCGCGCGCGCCCGAGCCCCGCGCCAAGCCCGCCUCCGCCUCCGCACCCCCUUCGCUUGCCGGCAGUGGCACCGUCAUGCACCUGCGCCGACGCCGCCACAAGACUGUGCACUUCGGCGAGAACCUCCUCAUGCAGGUCUGCGCCGACCGGGCACAUCUGGCGGCUCUCGGUGCGCGGAUACCCGAUGUCUCCUUUUGUCACAAAUCCCAUACUGGGCUACGCAAGGGAGAUGCGCGCUUCUGUUGCGUGGCCCACCAUUGCUGUCUCGCCGCCGGAGCUCUUGUCGCGUUGACUUCGAACGGGAAACCCAAACCGCGCAGAGAACGUAGUGGUGAUUCACAUUCGAGUGGCGGCGAAACUGCGGAUAGAGGGGAGGGCGGCGGCAGUUCCGGAGCCAAGGAGCCGAAACGUAAAACUAAGCAUCAUCACCACCACCACCACCAUCACAAAAUUCACAACUGCCCAUAUCACGAUGUGGCCCCGCCUCCUGAAGAUGAACCGAGUGAGAAAGCAAUUGUACCAAAGAAAACCAUUUCGCCUUAUCUCUAUAUACCUAGCAAAUUAGAGCCGAACGUACAACAAUUAUUCAGUUUCAUAGAAAGCGUUUUGAGUGCCUGGGCUGCUGAAGAGGGUCUCACGAGUACAGGAGAAUAUUCAGAGCCCGAUGAACGCAUCGUUCGCCGGCGUAAACUGAACAAAUACAAGAAGCGUACAGACGUACUGAAUAUAAGACGGAUAGUAUAUGAAGUAUCAAUUUUGCAAGGCGCUAAAUUACUAGGCAACGUGAGGUUUCGACACUACCAUUGGAAAGGAACUGCACAAACUUGCAAUGAGGCUUUUCUGAGGAAGAUAUCGGACGAUGAUCGCAUGUCCCUGACGACGGCGGUUUCCGACGAAGAGGACCCUGGAGAGAGCGCCAUGAACUCGCCUUACAAAGGCAAGCAGACUGGCGCUGCGGCAGCGUCUUUCAAUUGCACCGGUGCCGUCAGGAAGGCUGGAUUUCUGAGUGUGAAGAAAUGGUUACUACGUAAGAAACAUCAGAUCGAGCUGGCCCGAAAACGUGGUUGGAAAGGUUACUGGGUCUGCCUGAAAGGCACUACUCUGCUUUUCUAUCCGUGCGACUCUCGCGAAGGGCGUUCAGUAGAAGCGGCGCCCAAGCAUCUUAUCAUAGUGGAUGGUGCCAUCAUGCAGCCAAUACCUGAACAUCCUAAAAGAGACUACAUUUUCUGCUUGAGCACGGCAUUUGGUGAUGCUUAUCUAUUUCAAGCACCGUGUCAGGUGGAGCUAGAAAAUUGGGUGAAUAGCAUACACAGUGCAUGCGCUGCGGCAUUUGCUCGGCACCGCGGCAAAACUGGAACACUUCAUUUACUUCAGGAAGAAAUAUAUCGCCUCGAGAAAGCUAUCGAAUCCGAUCACAAACUGAAACACAUGGCUGAUCUCCAGCAAUCCGUAGUAUCUGAUCCCGAAACCCGAGCUCAAUUAGCUAUUCAGAUGUUACAAUGGGAAGAAAACCUUGAGAGACUACACUGCGAACAAUUCCGUUUACGGUGCUAUAUGGCCAGCCUACAAAGUGGAGAGCUUCCAAACCCCAAAUCUUUGCUGACACACGUUUCACGCGGUACGAAGAGUACUCUGAAUAAGCUGGGUGUAUUCACGGUGUCUUCUUUCCACGCGUUUAUUUGCGCGCGCUCGCCAUCGCUGCUCAACAACCUCCUGGCGGGCCGCGGUGCCACCAAGCGGCGGGCGCCUAACUUAUCACGAUCAAAUUCAGGCUCUAGCAGGCGCUCUAUGCAGAUGUCUCGCGAAGAUGGAGAAGCAGCUGUACGGGUGUCACUGCCGGAAGGAACGACCGCCACAGUGGGCGUGCGUGAGGGCAUGUCCGUUGAGGAAUUCCUAGCGGCAGCGUGCGCCCGCCGCUCGCUAAACGCGCUCGAACACUUCGUGCGAGUCAAGAAGCGCAGAGACAUGGAGGACCACAAUUACUUUGUGCCCCAUCGCAGCGACCUCAUCGAAACAUACUUGCACACGCAUGAAGUGGUAGAGGUAUGCGCAAAGAUUCUGUACCAAGUGGAACUUCAGCGGAACACUCUCGAACAAAUGUGGGGAUUUAGCGUAGAGGCUGAACUGAUAGAAAAUGCUGAGCGACAGGACGAGCUGUGCUGCUACGUGAGCCGGGUUGAAGACAAAAGUGUUGCAAUGCAAAAUGGCAUAAUCAAAGGCGACGAGAUAAUGGUGAUCAACGGAGCGAUCGUAUCUGACCUAGAUAUGAUGUACUUGGAGAGCGUACUGCAAGAGGAACUCUCUCUCGUCAUGAUGAUGAGGUCUUCGCGCACUGAGCCACCCGAGUUGUCUGGAAUGAUGCGCGCUGCUACCGAUGACAUCAUAGACUCAUUGGUGUGCCCACCGCCGCCGAGUGAUCCUCCGGUCAUAUCUGAUGAUAUGAUAUCCGGCCUCAUCGUGCCAGCACCUGCUUGGAGUAAAGAACUAUACAGCCCAGACACAGAUGGCCACGGCAACGGCCUGACGGCUGGGCCACCGAAGGUUACCUCUCGAACUAACUCCUUUGAAAUAGAAAAUCUACUCAAGAGUGCGGAACAAGUGACUGGGUGGUGUCGAUCGCCGGCUGACACGAGACGUGGGAGCCCCACAGGUAGCGUGGUGAGCGGGGCGGCUGGCACGCCUUCGAGGCACCUGUCUGAUGUUGACAAACUCAAGAAAGUGCUUCUUGAACUUGUGGACACUGAACGCGCUUACGUCAAGCACCUGAACAACUUAUUAGAGAACUACUUAGAGCCAUUGAAAAAGGAAACUUUUUUAUCAAACGCCGAAAUCAACGCUCUCUUUGGAAAUAUACAAGAGAUAGUAACGUUCCAAAGGCAGUUCUUGCAAAACUUAGAGGAAGCGCUCGAGGCUGAACCAAACUUCCACCACUUUGAAUCAUCUAGUCAGUUUAAGGAUGUCUUGUUCGCCGUCGGCAAUGCUUUUCUUUAUUACGUCAACCACUUCAAAUUGUACAGUUCUUUCUGCGCAAGCCAUAGCAAAGCUCAAAAAGUUUUACAUCCAAAUGAAGGUAAUCAAGCUCUGCAAGAGUUCUUAUCCGCAAGAAAUCCGAAGCAACAACAUUCAUCAACUUUGGAGUCUUACUUAAUAAAACCAAUUCAACGGAUAUUAAAGUACCCGUUGCUUCUUCAACAAUUGAGAAAUUUGACUGAAAACAAUUCCGAAGAACAGAACCAUUUAAUUGAUGCUCUUAAAGGAAUGGAAAAAGUUGCUGAACAUAUAAAUGAAAUGCAACGAAUACAUGAAGAAUAUGGUGCUAUAUUUGAUCAUUUGUUUAGGCAACACCAAAAAUCAUGCAAACAGCCUAUAGAUCUAAGUCCUGGUGAUUUGUUGUACUAUGGAGGUGUAGAAUGGUUAAAUAUUUCCGACUUUUUAGGAAAAAUUAAAAAAGGUUUGGAAUUGCAUGCUAUGUGCUUCGUUUUUAAAUCAGCUGUUGUCUUCCUUUGCAAAGAAAGACUGAGACAAAAGAAAAAGUUAAUGGGCGUGUCUUCAAAGAACAACUCUAACGAGGUGGAGAUAAUCCGAUAUCAAGUUCUUAUUCCUGUAACGGAAGUACAAGUACGUGCUUCCUCAGCUAAAGAUAUGGACAGCCACUUCCUGUGGGAGCUAAUACAUCUGCGAAGCCAGUUACAACGACGCUCUGAAAAGGUCUACGUGUUGUCUAAUAGUACGGCGGACUUCCGGAACGCAUUCUUGAAGACGAUCCGGCAGAUAAUCCGGGAGUCUGUUCGCAAUAUGGCUUUGCCUACCACCCGGCCCGCGCCGCCGCCGCCCCGCGCUCCACAUACCCUCGAGCGAGAUCGCGAUAGGCCGAAACAUCAGGUAACUGUAAUGCAAGGAUCCCAAACCCUUGGCAAGACAAAGAAACCGAAAACUUCCGGUCAACGAUUGUCAGCGGGUAACAUCGAGGUCGGUGAUUUAUCUAGAGAAAACUCGCAGGACGCCGAUGAACCACCUCAACCUUUAGCUAAUGAAGAACCGGCCUUCAGGCAUAGAAGUAAAACACUGGGCGACAGCUCUGAGAGCAGCGUGAAGCGCGCGCCGCCGCCGCCGCCGCCGGACACUGACAAGUCAGAGCCCUCCAAGUCCGAGGGCGAGGACGAGCCCCCGCCGCCGCCCGCCAAGCGAGGGUUAGGCCGCACUCCCAACCACCUCACGCUAAGCACGACGUCGACGCUAAGCGCUGGCAGUACAGGGAGCCAAGCUCGACUUAUUCAAUCUUCGCACCAACCGACGCAGUAUCAGCCAACAAUGGUCAAGGAACUAGGUAAGCAAGAAUGUCAGUCGUUAAAAUCAUCGCCAGAAAAAAAGACCUCCACCACCCCGGAGAAAAGAAUCAAGGUGAUACGUUCCUGUAGUAGCAGCAGUAUCAACAGAGAUAAGUCUCCCAACAGGUCCAUUGACCGCACGAGCCCAGACUGCGAUCGCGUAAGCAAAGUCAUCGUUUGUAAAUCUCCUAACAAAUCCAGCUUGAAACAAAUGAAGACAAUUUAUCGUUCACCAAGAGGUAGCAUUGAUCAAUCGAAAUCACCGCGAGGGUCUAUAGAUAAAUCAAGAUCUCCACAACAAAGCUUCGAUAGCUCUAGAUCCCCACGGGGUAGCAUCAUGAAAUCACGCGAGAGUAGCGUUGACAGAGCUAAAUCGCCUAGACCCGGUCCUAAGAAAGGAAUAAUGCGGACACCUCAAGCUAGCAUUGAUAGAUCGCCUUGUAAAUCACCGAAUGUAAGCCGUCGUUCUUCGAAAUCUGGCGGGGAAAAAUUAGCCAGACUCGGCACAAACUCACUUGAUAGGAUUACACACUACUCUCAACUGGCAAAAGCAGAGGACAAAGCUAUCAAAAUGGGCAUCGUUGUAUCCAAGUCCACCGAGUCCAUCGCUAAAUCCAUUGAGCAUCCUACUUGCGUUCAGUGCUACCUUUCUGGGAAGCGUCAAAGCAAAAGUUCCUAGCAUAAGGGGAAGGGCAAGUCGCCCAAAUCUAGACGAAAGUCUUUGACUUCGCAAGCUAUGAGAAACACAUCGUCUGAUCGGAGCAGCAUUGAAACUCUAGAUGAUGUACCUAUCAAUGAUCGCGGUCUUUGCUCUGUAAGACACUCCGAUAAAAGCGAAUACGAUCAAAUACAUGUUUAAACAAACUAAGUUAAUUAUAAUUAUACUACAAAAAAAUCCACGCGGACCAGGCAGCGGACGGGACUCGAACCCGCAUCCUUCGCUAUCCGGGCGAAUACACUGACCAUUAUGCUACCACGGCCCUAUUAGCCGCGUUGAAAUUUUCCUAGCCUUAAGCUGCAAGGCAGCGCCAUC